This is a messenger RNA of Sciurus carolinensis (gray squirrel), 1616 nucleotides long. RefSeq names its product chromosome 4 C22orf23 homolog (gene C4H22orf23). Lineage: Eukaryota; Metazoa; Chordata; Mammalia; Rodentia; Sciuridae. The transcript has 5 exons. The coding region runs from base 460 to 1158 and encodes 232 amino acids. The record is from RefSeq and is a predicted model, not a curated record.
CCGAGCCGCAGCUGGAGCAGUCAGAAUUCGGCGGCGUUUCUGCCGGUCUCCGGCGCUAGAGCGGCGGUCCCUCGAAGCCCGGCAGCCGCUCUCCAUGAGGAGGGGACGCCCGCCGGGGCCUUCCGUUAGGGGGAGGUUUCAGCGUUAGCUUAUCACCCAGUGGGGACCACGGCCGUCUGACGCUCUCUCCUCCCGAGGGAUUCACCUGCCCCCGGCACCGGGGUCCGGAUAAGGGCUCUGUGUCUAGCCGGUGGAUCGGCGCUGUCGCGGUAUUAACCUGUGUGUCCCGGUUCUCUGCGGCUGGACCCCACUCCCAGAUGCAAGGAUGUUGGGGGUGAAGGAGCAGAGGCUGGGGCUGGGAAACAGGGUGCGCGCGCGUGUCUUUCCCUUCUAGGCUCUCCGGUGGCCUCACGGAAGAGUGGAGGCAGUGACCAAAGGACAGGGUUCUGGCGCUGCCCCAUGGCGGCUGCUUACACCCCAGGGACUUGCGAGCUGCUCAGAGCGAUGAUGAAGGAAUCCAAACUGACCAGCUUCCAGCAGCGCUACAUCAUGGAUGCUAUGAAAAGAGGAGACUCUCUGCCGCUACAGUGCAGCCCAACAUCCAGCCAGCAGGGCGCACCUUCCAAGCAGCGGCCACCAGCCACCUACCUGCCUCUCACCCUGGCAGCCCGGUCUCACCUCCGGCCUGCCAGCCUGUGCCGAGCCAACGGGGCCUAUAGCCGCGAGCAGUUCAAGCCUCGAGCCACCAGAGAUCUGGAGAAGGAGAAACGAAGACUCCAGAGUAUCUUUGCCACUGGGAAGGAGCCACCAGAAUGGAAAAAAAAGGCUGCCCCUGCGCAGCAGAAGGACCCAGCCCCUGAGCCCGAUCGCUUUGAAGAACGUGAGUCACUGGGGCGGGGCAGAACCCCUGCCUCCCCCGCCACACACCCCACAGAGCCUGCGACCCCCAGGACCCCCGCUCUGACAGCCCUUUCCCUCUGUCUAGUUGUGAAGGAAAUUCAGGAGAGGAAAGAAUUCCUGGAUGCCAUGGAGGCCCUGGGGCAGGGCAAAAAAUACCAGGGCAUUGUCCUCACUGAGAUCUCCCAGAAACUACGGGAAAUGGAAGACAUCGACCACAAAAGGAGUGAGGAACUUAGGAAGGCUCUUGCCACCACUUAAUCAGAGGCGGGCAGGGCAGCUCACCCCUGACCGCGGCAGCAUCACCCCAGGCUACCCACUCAUACUGGCCAUAGCCACGUCAGAUGGCUGCCCAGCAUGGCACUGUCCUGGCCUGUGGUGGCCCAGGCACAGACACAGUACUCCAGAUGCUGCUCAGCAAUGCUGGGGGCCACGGAGUCUCUGAGCCACCUGAUUACAGGGCUUCAAGCCUUUUCUAGGGGAGAGUCCCAGAUGCAGCAAAAGGCCCGAGUCUUCAAGUCUCCUGAAAUGCGUCUGAGGGCCUCUGACGGCUCUUCUCCCACCACCUCCACUUCUGUGUCCUGCUCAGUUAGUUUCCAAACUUAGGGAUGAAGAGGAUGCCUUUCUUCCCACCUGUCGUAGGACCUAUUAGAUGACUUGUAGCCUGGGGCAAAUAUUUAACCACGAUGAUUAAUUGACCAAUAAAACACAUUUGCCGU